AUGAGUUGCAGGACAGUUACACAGAAGUUCCUCGGCUGGUCGACCAAAGUAGCAUUCAAAUUUGCCGCAUUUAUUGAGGAUUUGAAUGACGAAGUACGGAUAACUGUUAUUGUUGGAUACUGUGCUUUCAACGUAUUGAAGGUGAUGGAUAGAUCGUCCGUGGCGAAAGAGAUUGUUGAAGGAACUAUCUAUCGAGUUGACACUGACGGUGCCGAAGUGCCGUCUUUUUUCGUGUAUAUUAGGGUAUCUGAAAGCGAAAAAAAUAGAAAGGAAAUUGAUGAGCUCUGUGAGAAUUCCAGAAAUGAGCUGAUAGAAGUUAAUGAAUCGGCUUAUACGCCAGGCACUAUAUACGUUGCAUCUGUAAACGGUAAAUUAAUGAGGUGCUGUUACCUUAGAAAGUGUGACGCGGAAAUUGAGGUAUACCUACUUGACGAAGGAAGUAGAGUUUGCGUAAAGCGCUCGGAUUUGUUUGAUUGCUUGGAUUGUCUGAAAAGAUUUCAACUUUUCUGUUGCAUUCGUCCAGUACUUAUCAGUGACGUGCUGCCAACACAAAUUGAUGUUGCCAAAGCUCUUACGGGGUUUAAAUGCCGAUAUAUUGGAGCUGAUUUGAUUUUGAACAGUGCAAAGCCGUAUGCGAAAGGCAUGGUACUUGUGGAAUAUGAAAGUGGUUCGUUUUCCGACAUUAAAGAUAUCGGUACAAGGCCUGUAGAAGGCAAAGAAUGCCCACAGUUCAAAGUUGAGGUGAAGGAGAAUAAUGAUGCCGAAGGAUGCGAGUCCGCUGGAUUGGCUGACCAACAUCCGAAUAUAGACUGUGAUGUUGUCGUACAGACUUCUGAAUGUUUAAAUGGAGACGUCGAUGAAAGUGGGCAGAAGUUAACAAGUUUGCCCGCUGAGGUUUCUUCAAGCAUUAAACCAACGAAUGAUAGUAUACCGGACCCUGAAAAGAAGAUAGGGAUUGAGGCUACACUGAGUGACAUGGAUUUCCGAGGUUCUUUGUCAGUGGAACCAGAUUUUAAGCACUCUUCCAGAAUGCUGUUUAAGAAUUAUAAUUAUGGACGGAAAUCAAAUGCUACUUCAUGCUGCUUUUACCGUGGUAAUUGGGGAGAUUUUUCGGAGAGAAAUGCGCACGGUACCAGCCAUCGAAGAGGCCAGUUCUCAAAAAAAGGAGGCUACGUUAAGUCGUUUUACGACAGUACUGGUGACUUUGAGGAACCUUUUUUAAAGCAGAAGACUUUCAAAGAAUUCGAACCUACAAGUUAUCCCUGUAAGAUGAGGAUGCGGUUUGGUAGGAAAGAACCAGGUCUACGUGUUACAACGUUUUGGAUCAUUGAUACAGUGACGUUCACAAAUGUUGAACGGGUGCUUCAUGAGGGUAGAGUUCGUUAUAAACAAACUCCUGGUUUUGGUUUAUCUCGUGUUCAUGAACUUGUUGGUACUGGUUGUUUGGCUUCAGUUUUUAUGGAUGAAAUUUUUAUACUUGCUAGGGCCGUAAUCACCAAUUUCUGUGAGGAGACAUGCAGUUUCUCAAUUUAUUUGGUCGAUUACGGAUUUUAUAAAACAACGAAACUCAAAGAUUUGAUCGACGUUUCCCAUAUAAAUAAGGAUCUUCAGCGGGGAUCUGAAUAUGAAUUUGAAAUUUUAAGACGGAAGCCGAACGGUAUUUAUGCUGUCAAUGCAGGUCGUUUGCACAAUCAUGACCCCAUAAUGUCUAGUUCUUCUUUUGCGAAAGACGGAGGCGUUUCUCAGGAGAAUUCUUCUGCUCCUAAUCAAGUGGUCUCUGAGUAUGAGUCGAUCGUAAAGAUGUUGGAGUCAAAAAUUGAUUUGCUUGGGAACAAUUUUGUAGGGAACACUACCAGCUGGGUUCCGAACAGUUCAGCGUACAGUAACGUCGCUUCAAAUAUGAUUCCUGGGAUGGGAUAUAAUGCUGUUCCUUACCCAUUCUUUUACUGGUUAAAUAAUUUUGGGUAUGCGAUGCCAAUGUUUAUGCCUAUGGUAAUGCCUGUAGCGCAGCAAAAUAUCAGUGAAGAAACGAAUAAGGUAACAAAAAUUGAGACUGGAAAUCAAGUCAAGGAGAGUCAGCGGAACCCUCAGUCUGUCGCGAAUGUGGAAGAGGAUAGUAGAGUAGAAAUGAAUGAACCUUACUGCGAUGACAGAAAGCGACAGAGGAAUACUGGGGCUGGGUUUGCACGUGGCUCUUGUUUUAGAGGCGGGAUGAGGAGAAGUAUGGGAACAAAUGACCGUGGGACUUCUCAUAGAUCGCAAGGUGUAGAUUUCAGUCGAGGAAAACGUUAUCAAGAUUUUAGAAGGGAUUUUGAAAAGCAGCGUCGGUACAGUCGGCAUGAUUAUGGCAAGGGGCCAUUCUCUUUCGAUGAGAAAGAUAGUGGAGGCGAAAAGAAGUCAUCGUUUGGUUUUUUUUCUCCGAAAAGUAAAACCUCUACAAUGAACCGAAAACGUAACACUGCUCCUUCAUUUUUGGACAACGCAUCAAGUGAGUGGGACGUCCCGUUACCUGGCAGUAUUGUCGAAGCGUCUAGUGAGGGGAGGAGGUGCAGCGAACCGGUUGAAUUUUUUUAA
This is a messenger RNA of Enterobius vermicularis (human pinworm), 2574 nucleotides long. NCBI's taxonomy places the organism in Eukaryota, Metazoa, Nematoda, Chromadorea, Rhabditida, Oxyuridae. The record is from the annotation of a GenBank genome assembly.